Messenger RNA from Taeniopygia guttata (zebra finch), 6301 nucleotides. The record is from RefSeq and is a predicted model, not a curated record. Lineage: Eukaryota; Metazoa; Chordata; Aves; Passeriformes; Estrildidae.
AUGGCAGAUGAGAGGAGCCGUCUUCGCUCUUACUCCAUUACAGCCGCCUGCCUUCAUGCCUGGGGAGCCGGCAGCGCUCAGCGGACACGGGGGAAGAGCCUGGAUCUGCCUCCCAGCCCCGAGGCAUCUCCCCCGCCGGGGAGGACGGCGGCACGCUCCCGACCCCGCUGGGAACCGGGCUAUUUCCCACGCAGCUUCACGACAUCGAAGAAAGCGCCCGGUCGGGAAGGGAACAUAUCCAGACGCGCCCACAGCGGUGUCAGUCAGCGCGGGCCCUGCGGGCUGGCCGGGGCGCGGAGAGCGAGCGGCGGCGAGGCCCCCUGUUCUCACGGCGAGGGCUGCGGCUGCAUCCCGGCCCAUCUGCCUCCCGCGCCGGGCGGGCUCUUCCGCGCUGCCCCGGCCCCCGCCGCAGCACCGACGCCACCCCCGGCCACCCCGACAAAGGUGGGGCCCGGGGCGCCGAGGCCCCUCCUCGGCGGCUCCGGCUGCGAGCGCACCCGGCUGCUCUCGGCGGGCGAAGGCCCUUCCCCUCCUCCGCCUCCCGCCCCGAGUUUCCACAGCGCCGGGCAGCCUAGCCCGGCCUCCUCACGCCGGUCUCCGCUGAGCCCCUCCGCGCUGCCAGCGCCUUCCUCCCCCCGCGCCGGGCUCGCCGGCGAGGGGCCGCUCCGCCUCUUUCCCCUGCCCGCCGCCGGCUGCGGGCGGGAGUCGAGCGAGGGCCGGAGCUCCGCCGCCCGCGCCCCCUCUCGCCCGCCCGCCCCAACAGCACGGGCGGCUCCAGACACAAAGGGGAGUCGCUGCAGCCGCCGGCCCGGGCGCCCGUCCCGCCGCACCGCCCCCGCCGCCCGGCUCCGCCCCGCACCAUGGAGGUGGCUCCAGGCAGGAAAAGCCCUAUCCACAAUGGUCAGCCUGUCCUGCCAAGAUGUGAGAGUGGUAAAACCUCCUGUGGCAUCACAUACCAGACCAGGCUCUCAUGCUCCCAGUUCUACCAAAAGCCUUAAGGAAAUGGGACAGUGGCUUGGAAGUUUCACACAAUGCUCAUCUGCAGGAGUACGUCCCUGGGACAGGCUGGCAGAUAGUCCUCAACUCAGAAGGAAACAGUAAGUCUCAGUUUCUCUUGGCUUAACCAAAAGCUGUAAAGCAUAUUCUUCCUGCUCUCCACUUGUAUUUAGAGCUCCCCUGCGUAUUUUGUUGAUGAAAUCUCUCACCCCAAUUCAGGAGAUAGCAGCGUUUGCUAAACAUACUCUGCCUUGCUACCAGAAGAGCUUCUGACCUUGUCCUGUCUUCUCCUUAGCGUUUGGCAAAUACUUAUCUGUACUCACUGUGACCUCCAGCCAGCUGGGUAAAAAGCUUUGGAGCCAAACAUGUGCACAAAUAAUUCCAGGGGUAGCUGUUACUACUGCAUUAUCUCUUUCUGUGGUUUCUACAGAUAGAAAUAUACAUGUUGCAGUUUACAACUCCUUUCCCUUUAGCAGACCAAGGACCAUCUUCAACUCAGGGCCAUUAAACCCAUCUCAACAAAGAGGGCCUUCAGUCUGGUACUCCCCUGUUUUGCCAGAUGUAUCCUAUCGGAUGAAACAGAGCCCACAACAGCCAAAAUCACAAAUCACAGCCCUGCCAUCUUUAGCCAAGAAGGUCUCCAUUUAAUCACUCUUCUCACCUUAUGUGUAACAGAGGCUAUUCUGUGUGUUUCCAAGCACUGCACCCCAUCUCUCCAACCCCUCCAGCCUCCCACAGCCCAGACAUGAGGUGUUUUUUCACCCUGACGCAUUGAGGUCCACGCCUGAUCAGAGUUCAUUCAACCCGAAGAGCAGCAAUGACUCGCUUCCAAAAAAUGAGACUAUUAUGGCUAGAGACCAUUAUGAAAGCCUGCGUGAAGCUGAGACCAGAUGUGUGCUCAGCUCACUCAAAAUAUUGCUUAGAGCAAAGCUCUGGAUUGUUUUGGUUUUGUUUUUUAAACAAAACAGGAUUGACAGAAUCUCUUCUGUAACAUGAGAGAUUUUCUGAUGUUUUUCUGCACUGCUGUUGCAGAUGUGUGGCUGGGCUGGGAGCUCACACCCACCGACAGUGACCACAGCAGCUCUCAGAAGUGGAUGAAGACAUGGAAGGAACCCUUAUGUGAUAGGAUGGAAGUGAUGGGGGUGCCAGCCCAUUUAAGUUCAGCUCCAAGAAUCAGCUUGUGGUCAUUGGGACCAUGUUAUUCUUUCAGCAGGAUGUUCUGUAUGAGCCCCUGGAAGUGAGAGCGAUAACAUGGCUCUGAUCACUUUUUGCCUUCACAGCAAACCUUUCAUCAGAGGAACCUCAAAGCAACUUGCCAGCAAGAAUGGGCACAACCUCACACUGUGCCUGUGAGAUAAGCGAAGGAUGGAAUAGAUUAACUGCUUAAAAGCACACAGCAGCUCUGUGGGAUGAAGGAAAAUAAGAAAAAAACCUUAUAUAUAUACAUACACUUUUGAAACCAUACAGGGUUUUAUGGAGAGGCAGCCUGGAAGGCUGCCAGGAUACUGAAAUUGCCACCCCUACACAACCACGAAUACCAUGGAAACCAGUGGGGCACUGGCAGGCAGGAAAGGAAAUCAGCUGAAAAAUGGCUUUCCAUGAAAUGCAGCCAGGCUGGGACACUGCUCCCCUCCUGACUGAGGGAGGCCUACGUGCCUAACCACCAGUGUUGCUGCUGGUGGGAGCUGGGCUCCAGGAGAGAGUCAGUCCCAGUAAUUUCCCAGCCUGGGGUAACGCUUUCCUGGCGGCGGCCAGUGGAUGACAGCAAAAAAUGGGAUGGCUGAAAACUGCUACAUCAUGUCAGCUGUGGUGGGGAGGUAAUGGAAACCCUGAGUGCCUAGUAAAGCUUCAACACAUGCUGGGAGGUAUAAGAAGAUCAAAGUCGGUUGACAUCUGAAUAAGGACAGGGAAGGAACAUGUAUGUGCAAGCUCCUGCCUGCCCUGUCUGGUGAGGCACGAUUAAAAAGCACAGAACACUCAUCAGUUUUCCUUCAAAAUACUAAAAAAGCACAAAGAAGGAUUCCUUUAACCUGAGCAAAAGUAAGUAAAGGAGGGAGACCUGGAAAACAAAGCCAAAAAUAACAAAUGAAACUGAAUGUAACAGGAAUAACAGAAAUAAACAAACCCAGACAAGCAGUGGAGGAGGAAUGAACAUGCUGUUAAUCUGUCAAGUACACCAUGCCCACAUCAAACUACAGAGUAAGCCCAGAGAAAUACCCAGCCUCCUAGCUGAGCAAGGGCACCUGCUUGUUACCAAACAGCACAUAUCCCUUAAAAAGUCAUACUCCUGGUAAGCAGGGGAGGAGGAAUUCAAGCAUAGAACAGCUGUACUCAUUCAAAAUACUGCUAAGAGGAACAGCGGCAUCUUAUGAGUAAGCUGGAUACGGCGCAAGCAGCACCAGGCUUGAACAAAAAUAGCCCAGUGGAGAUGAGAGGCAAGAAGAGACACCAGUACACUGCUCUCCUUCUAGCUCUCAUCAACUGAAGGAUGCAGAGGUGAUCUCCUACAGAGCCUAGAUUGAAUAGAGACAGGGGGAUAUUUCUUCAGAAAAGCAAAGAGAGCUGGAAAACCAGAGAAGCAGCAGAGCAGCAUUUCUGCUAUGUUAAAAUGCACAGAGCGAACAGACCUUCCAGUAAGCACAGGGGAGGGCUGGAAAGGGGAUGGGAGCAUUGCCGUGGCUGGCCCUGAUAAGGCUCUAUCUAGGAACAGGCGAGGGCUGUGCUCACAGCCCAGCUGAGAAAUGGGUCUGGAGGAGUGCGAGAACAACAGGAUAACAUCAGGCACUUCUCACACAGCUGAAGGACCGCCACUGGUCAUCAGGAGACAAGUGCAGAUGGGAGACUUUAAAGUGGUGCCAGAAAAAACAAGCUACAGCCAGGGUCGAGGAACAUGGGAUCCAACUCCUAGUUGUCAGCAAUUGUGGUGUAUACAUUGCUGAAAACAGAUGCAGUGCCAGGAAAAUCCAACUCCCAGCAUGAAAAGAAUAACUUAGGAAUGAUAAUGAGAGAAGCCAAAGCAACUGCGACUGUGAAUUAGUGAUUACAUAAAAGUUUUUAUCUUAAAGUUAUGUUAGGCCAAACCCUGAAGUAAUUUUUUUCAUCCAAGAAUGCUCCCUCGAGACCCUGUGAUUUGGCCACAAAUUGCUACAUUAAAAAAAAAAAAAUACCCCCACAAAAAAAAAAAAAAAAAAAAAGCACAACAAAACAAAGAUUUCCUUUUUAUGCUGGCUGGAAAUACAUACAUAGCAGACAAUAGCUUUGACUGGCAUCAAACACUUCUCCAGCAGGUAGCUGAAGUUCUCUGUUUUAUGCCACCAUCAGCAUCACCGUGAGGGACAGACCAGUCUUCAGGAUUUGCUCCCUUAUGUGGCUGCUAGCCAGGGAAGUUGGAACUGUGGUUGUUUAGUAUGAAGACAAGUACGAGUUAUUCAAGCUCCCUGAAACAAGUGAGGUACAAUCCACAUCACAGUUCCUCCCACUUGGACCUAUCCUAAAAAGCUAACUAAGGACUAAAGCUACUCCUGGAAAACUGAACAUACAGUAGCCUGGGUACUGCCAUAAGGAAACGUAGCAAUCAUCACUGCCCACCAUGUGCUGAACAGCAAUAAAAAUGAUUUUUAAAAAUAGCUGAGUUGGGAAAAAAAAUACCGAUGUCUCAGUGGCAGGCUCAAAAGAGCAGCAAAAGGAUUCUCUCUAUCCCAUUCCCUGGGCAAUACUGAGCUCAGCAGCAGCUCUGGGCUUCACACCUGGAGGGUUCUGUGUAGUUUCAAACUACAAACUACUGGGUCUGCAAAUCCCAGAGCCCAGUAGGUCCCAAAGAGAUGCAGCCACAAUGAGACAUCUCUCACCUCCCAGAACCUCUCCCCAUUCCAGUUGGAGAUCAUCACACACAUGAAACUUCCCUGCUCAAUCUUUGGACUUGGCUUACCAGGAGUAAUAUGCUGCCAAUCUGCAAUUGCUAAAGAGGUAUCAAAAAUAACAUGAGAAAGUGAGUAUUUGGAGCAGGAGACACACCCUUCCCAUGACAGAUGACCUGCUAUAAAAGCCCUUACAAAAGCAAGGGAAUGUGCUGUUGUAAAAUCUGAAGCUUAAAUGCUGUGCAGCCAAAAAUCUUGGAAAUAGUUCUUUCAAAUUAUACAAACACUUUGGAGAUUCUGAGAGAAUAAAUAGCUGGAAAUAGGUUUAGAUAAAAGAACCUUUCAUGCCAGCUGGCAAAAGGCAAACAGAUGGAUCAGAUAGAUGGAUAGAUGGGGCUUAAAGCCACUUUUGUCUCAGCAGUAGCUGGGCUUGUGUAUGCAAUGUCUGAAGGCAGCAUAUCUCAUUAUCUGACCCUUAAAUGUUAGCUUUAUGAAAUCAUAUCAGAUGAAGCUGCAGCCUUCAAAAGCAUCUCUCAGCUCGGCAGGACUCUUGCCUUCCUCCCAGCAGGCCUUGGGCUGGCUUGGUGCUCAUGCAUACCCCUCAGGUUCUCCCCUGCUCAGAGCAUCAGUCCGGGCUCUGUCAAAGCUCAAGGAGGUUUGUUAUGGUGCAGGGAGUUUCACAAAUAUUUGGUCUUAUGUUCCCAUAGUGCAACAGCAGCAGGAUGGCCCCAGAGGGUGAGAAAUGAAGGAUGCUGUGAAAGCUGAAGGGAAAUCCCCCAAACUGUGUUCAACAUGUUUAACAGAAACUCACUGAAAGCGGGAUGUGAUCCACACGACACAAACCAGAGUAAGCAUUCUGUAUUUUCUGUAGCCUGUGCAGCUUGAGUAAAGGUGUUAUUUAGUUCUAGCUGUGCUUUUGGUGCAUGAAUCUAAAGAGGCCAAACUGAGCCACCUCAGAAGGGGAAUUACACCUUGUUUGAUGGGGAUGGGCCUGAACCACAGGUUUGCACAAGUCCUUGCAGUUUGCUUAGAGCCAGACACCCGCUCCUCACCCUUACAUGCUUUUCUCAGGGUGACUACAAUGGGGGGUAGGGCUGCCCCCAGCAGUGGCAGCUCAUUGUUAGUGAUGUUUGUCACGAAUUACAAGGACCACAGUCCCCACAGGCUCCCUCCAGCAUCUCACCCCCUGGAACUUCAGUGGGUCAUUGCCAGUGUGACAUCCCAGUUCUGCUGGAUCACCAGCCACAGCAAACAGGGUCUCUGCGGCAUCUCAACUGAUGUGAAGAGAUAACAGAAAUCUGGAAAGACUAAAAUAAGUACAUGGAUUGGGAAGAGUUUAACUUUCUUUUAGAAAUGCAGUUUUUGCUGUGUUUGAACUAUGUGUCCCUGAAGAUUUUAUGUCAAAAUGAAACUGUGUAACGAAUAUUAAAUGUUUAUCAAGAAAUUCA